Messenger RNA from Habropoda laboriosa, 4737 nucleotides. RefSeq lists its product as uncharacterized. The record is from RefSeq and is a predicted model, not a curated record. The annotation marks the transcript as partial. Lineage: Eukaryota; Metazoa; Arthropoda; Insecta; Hymenoptera; Apidae. The transcript is spliced from 20 exons. Gene Ontology annotation, cellular component: membrane. Gene Ontology annotation, molecular function: G protein-coupled receptor activity.
CUAUUUUACCUUUAUCACCUAACCCUCAUCGGAGGCUCAAUUUCAACCGAGAUAUCCUGUGGAGGUCAUCUAACUGCGCCCAGGGGAGUGAUUCAGACGCCGAAUUUCCCUCGAUCAUUUUCUGUUCCCAUCAAAUGUCGCUGGGUGAUUGACGUCUCCGAUAUUCCGGCGACCAACAGCUCCAUCGUGAUCUACCUUACACAGGUGUACGUGUACAAAGGACUCAGCUUCACAGAGUACGCGUACUACGAGUCAGAGAGCGUGAAUUUCGGUGCUGCGCUAAUCAAAGAGAUCACCGAGGGAAACGUGUUCGAGUACAAAUACUUCCGUACGUUCAGACGGUUUUUGGUCGUCGAAUUCGAACUGGAUCGGCUGGAAGGUAAUCAUGUACGCGUUUUGGAUAAUCUGCUGGACGUGUACGGGUUCAAUGUCACGUAUCAGAUGAUCGAGGACGUGCCGAACUCAGAUUCCUGCUCCGUACAGCAUUGCUCCUACACCGGGAAUUGCCUCGUGUCCGGAGACUAUGCGGGCUUUUGGUGCGACUGCUUCGAGGGUUUCAGCGGGAAGAACUGCAACGAGGGACCUCUGUGCUUCGAUGACAGGCAAAAUGCCGUCUGCCAGAGCGGAGGCACUUGCAAGCAAAUUGGAGCGGAAGCGAUGAGCUGCGGUUGCGUCGAUGGUUACGUCGGCCGUAGUUGCGAGAUUCAUCUUCUAGACACAGUGGGCGGCGAAUGCGGAAUCGAAAAUUGCAUAAUACAGUGCCCACGCGAGGAGGAACGACAGCCAUGUGCUUGCAGAAACGGCACCAAGAUCUACAACAAUCGGUCGAGGUACGAAUGCAGAAUCAAACUAUCGAAUGUGACGUCGCUGCGCGCCGGGCUGAUCGCGCAACACGGUAGCGUGGAAUCGUACAUUGGCAAACAGCUUGCAAAAUAUUUAAGGAACUCGAAUAUCUCGUCCAUGGAGGAUUUAGAAAUCCUGAGCGUGACACCCACGUCGGAAGUCAUUUUCCACUUUUUCGGAAACUCAGAGGAUGGGGACAAGAUUCGAGAAUCUCUCAACAAAUUGGUCCAGCGUCGACGACUUAACGAGAUUUCCCUUGAAUCCACACAUUUCACAUUUCAACAAAAGCCCGCCCUCAAAUUGCAGAGUCUCAAACUGAACCAAGGGAACGAGCAUGAAGUUCAUCUGGGAGAUCAAUUCAUCCUGUCUUGCACUGCUCAAGGCAGUUAUGGGAUAAACUUCACCUGGUACAAGGACAGUAUGCGGGUGAACAUGAACAAAGCAACCAGGGAAAUUUGGUAUAGAAACGUUCCCAAUGAUGGUUCUGAUUUACACACAUCACUAUUAACAAUAGAAAAAGCGACAUUACUAGAUGCGGGUCAGUAUACCUGUCAAAUAAUUGACUGGGGUGUUCAGCAGUGUAAAAGUAUCUAUAUAAACAUCAGAGAUGAGCCUGAUGUUAAGGUUAUGCCUAUGAGUGCCACUAUAGACAAAGGAAGUAACAUUCAAUUGACAUGCAUGACACCAAACAUGCCUAACAUUGGAAUAGGUUUUGGUUGGACCAAGAAUAGAGCACUAUUGAAAUUAGAACCUGGUAGUGAAGUCUGGGAGGACUUAUAUCCUGCUGGUAGUAUACUAAAGAUCACAAAUGCACAGAAAUCUGCAAUAUACACCUGCAAUGUAGCAGACAAGUCCAUGUCUGUUCGCGUGGAGGUGGUUAAUCGAACACUGAUACCAAUUUGCCUGAGAGAAAAGUCCUGGGGUCUAAUUUGGCCAGACACAGCUCCGGGAUCCGAGUCACUGUUAGAGUGUCCUCAGCACUUUGUGGGAAAGAGGGUGUCCAGACUGUGCUCAAUGAAAGACGCUACCACGCCUGAAUGGCAGACGCCUGACUUCUCUUCCUGUUUGUACGAACCUCUGGUUUCACAUUAUAACAAGUUUAAAAGCUUGACAUUAGGCUACCAGAAUAUCACUGGUUCUGAAACCAUCUUUGUGUUCUGGGAGACCCUGAGAUCGCGUGGCUUGUCUCUUUAUCCUGGCGAAGGGGAUCGUAUUUUGAACACACUGGCAGAAAUAGAACGUUAUCAACAUAAUAUGGAGUCAUCUGACUUGCACUCAUCAACAGAGCCUUUGAUACGUAUAAUCAGUCGAAUACUGAAUGAUGAGAAUUCAAUCUUAAGUCAACAGAAAGUUUUGUUACUCCUUCAAAUUACUCAGAGAAGCCUGAUACACUGGUCCACGAUAACAACUCAUCCCUACAAGCAUUUGUCCCUCUCGUCCUUGGUAAUAGAUAUUCAAGAAUUGCAACAACACAGUGGAGACAGUAUCACUCAUUCUCUUCAAAUCCCUACAAAGGACUCCAUGUAUCCAAAUUGGUAUGAUGGUAAGACGACGAUACGUCUAUGGAAGAAACUACAACGUGGUGUAAAGUUUAACAAUACGAUUAAUGUAAUCGUGAUCGUUUAUAAGAACGUGUCCCAUUUUCUUCCAGCGACAUACGUGAAGGAACUCGAUGAUGGUACAGAUCUGGAGUUCCGUAUCAAUUCUCGGUUAGUCACAGUGGCAGUGCCUGCGUUCAGUCUAGAUAAACACAAUAAGAUCUGGGUGGACCUGCAGAUGAAACACGUGCAAAACCAAUCGAACACCUGGAAUGUGUCAUGUGGUAUGAUAGAUGGUACAGGUUUCUGGGAUCUGAAGAGCUGUAUUGCUAACACCUUACCAGGAGAUGCUAGCACACAUUGUCUGUGUCCCAGUAGUGGGACUUUCGCGGUUUUUCUAACAGCACGUGCAGUCAGAGUAGUGCUAGCAAAAAAAGAGCAGACUACGUUCAUCGUGAUAUUCGGAUGUGGUAGCUGUUUGGCACAGUGUCUCUUCUCCUCUUUGAUUCUGGGAUCAUUCUGGUGGAAGAAUCGUAACUGGUUAAACUUUUUAAAGCUUCAAUGUUGCGGUGCUUUAGUCGGAGCGAUGGCUGUUUUUAUUUAUGCUGUGCACAGUCAUCUACCAGAGAGUUCUUAUGCAAUUGUGGCGACCACUUUGGAAGCCCUUCUCCUGGUUGGCAUGUCUGCACCGAUAUCCGAAGCCCUAAUUAUCUACGCUGGUUUGACUCAAGUUCGAUCUAGUCAACACUUCCAGCCUACCGUCAUUGCAGUCAUCACUGGUGUUCCAGUGUUGGCUGUACUGAGCACGGAACUUACGCACAAGAGCACCGGAUGGAGGCACGAGUCGUGGUGGUUGAUCUUUGGUAGCGGUGUCUAUACUAUAUUCGUCACUUGCGCAACGAUGAUGUUUCUUAUAUUCGUGUUAUUGUACCUGGGAAUAUUGCACAAGGCACACGCUCUUGUCGAAGAGAACUUUAUGAAAAAGGAGGCUAUAGAGGCGAGGCUACGAAUGCUUCAUCGAGCUGCCAUCGUGAUUUGCGGCGUAAUAGCAACGGAGGCCUCAUCAAUCUUCUACAUAAAUUCCACCUCCAUUAUCUUCCAUUACAUAUUUGCCUCUCUCUCUUCCGUUUUGGGCUUCGUCAUAAUAAUGGUGUACAUUAUGAACGGAGAUUUAGCGAUCGUUGACUUGAUCCUGACCAAGCUCAAAUGGAAACAGAAUAUGGAAGAGGAGAUAACGUCCGAGCCAAUCAAAGUGUGCUCAAAGAGCGGUGCCGAAGUAGAGAACGAUACAGCUCCGCCACCAUCCUCCUUGAGCAUUGGUGAACCAUACUUGGAGGCUCGUGGAAUAGCAGCGGGUAGUAUAGACAUGCGGGAAUUCGUGAACGAAUCGUCGAGCUCGUACUCAAAACCCUCAGUCCCUGUAGCUGGCAGGUUCUUACCAGAAAUCCGAAUUGAUCACACGGACGACAUAAAUUUGGAGAAUUACAGCACCAGUCCGCGAAAGUAUCAAGAGACCAUAGCUUUUGACCAUGUGUUCUCAACGCGGGCAUCUCAUUGUGUAAACGAGCCUUAUAACGCUGGCGAGUGCUGCAGUUUCAGAGAGUACGGUAAAUAUCGAGAACCUCAAGGGCAAAUCUUUAUAGCGCACAAUGUGUCGCCAGAGAGCUCGUCCAAGGUUCUGUGCAGUGCGGAUGUUGAAUCUCGCUUAAGUGGAAUGCCAGACGUGACCUUGGCUGUGAAAAACGACGUUGAACUACUGACAUCGACGGAGCUGAAGAGCAGAGAACAUGUGAACAUUAUACCCGACAUAGCGAACACCACGGAACGAAAGCAACCGGAUGGAGAAGAGAAAGCGCCGGAAAUUGUGAUCACAAACUGUGAAGCCACGGCCAGUGGUAUGCUGGAUCGUAUUGCGCAUGACCUUGACUAUUUGCUGAAUCGUACCCAUUCUACAGAUGGGACUUAACUCUCGAAUUAUAGUCUGGAGGAAAUUGUUUAACCGCUCAAGGCAUACCCCCCACCACUAUCGUUCAACGAAGCAUUGUAUCAUGUAGACCUGGUUUAUUUGGUGACGCGUAAUUCAGUGCUGUUCGAUGUACAUUCUGGAAUAACUUGUUACUACAGUAUAUGAAUGUUGAAUAACGAAUGUGUGAGAAAUAUAUAUUAGCGAAUACUAUCUAAUGGGCAUGUAUAGAAAAAGAGAAAAUCGUACAAAAUGUGAACAGCACUAACAUAAAUGAAUGCAAAAUUGAUUUCGUAAAGAAUUUCUACCUGUUCUGUAAAGUCACAGAAGUGGAAAUACUUAGAUUGUAAAAUGUACAAUUUUAACAAACCAUGCAAACAAAAACAUGAAUAA